AUGACGUCGGCAGCGACGGCGACGACGGCGACGUCGGCAGCAGCAGAAAACGUGUCCGCGAGAUCGAAAACGGUCUCGCGGUACACUCAGACGCCGGAGAUCUUUAUAAAUCGAAUAGUACAAGAGGAGGUAGAACGUCUUCUCUGGCAGAAGCAGAGGCGGCAGCGGAAUAAGUGGGCCGCUAGGCAGCGGUCUUAUAAUUAUCAUGAUCGGGAUGCGGUGGCCGCUCCACCCGCGGUGGCCACUCCAUUCGCAGAGGCCACUCCGCCCGCUCCUCCCGCUCCGUCCGUUCCGCCCGCUCCACAUGCUAGACCCGCUCCGCCAGUAUCAACUGUGCCACCGGGAUACGUCCCCGCAUCAUAUAAUCCGGCGUCGUCCGUGCCAUUGGGGUACGUUGCACCGUCGACCGUCCCCCCAGUGUACGUCCCGGCUUCGUCCGUGCCGCCGGGAUAUGUUCCGUCGUCGUCCGUGCCAUCGGGGUACGUUGCGACAUCGUCCGUCCCUCCAGAGUACGUCCCGGCUUCGUCCGUGGCGCCGGGGUACGUUUCGGCAUUGCCGUCGUCAGCACCACCGGGAUACGUAAAAUAUCCGUGA
This is a messenger RNA of Solenopsis invicta (red fire ant), 594 nucleotides long. Its product is annotated as adhesive plaque matrix protein-like. The coding region runs from base 1 to 594 and encodes 197 amino acids. Lineage: Eukaryota; Metazoa; Arthropoda; Insecta; Hymenoptera; Formicidae. The transcript is spliced from 2 exons. The record is from RefSeq and is a predicted model, not a curated record.